CUAGAAGUACACGCUGCUUUCUUCAAGUUAACCCUGAGAAUACAUUGUGAGGUAUUCUAUAGGAAUAUCCAAGAGUUCGCGGUAAAAUGAUUUAAGACUCGAACAGACAUUUGUAUUUGCCAACAGUAGUCACACUGCCUUCUUCAGUUGAAUCCUGAUUGUAAAUUGAGAGGUAUUUUAUAGGCAUAUCCAACAGGGGUAAAAUCUGCGAUUGAAGAUGAAAUUUGAUGAUAUACUCGUUAUUCUCGGGGAGUUCGGCCCCUAUCAGAGAAGAAUGUACGCAUUGGUGUGUCUUAUGGUGAUUCCAUUAUCUUGGACCACCCUGAUUCAAGUUUUUGCCAUGGGAAACUCGGACCACUGGUGCCAGGUGCCAGGGUGGAAUGACACAGUGUGCGAGGAGGAGUAUGGGGCGCCAUGUAAUCUCAUCACCAAGAAGACGUUUAACAUUCCAUUUGUGGAAGCGAAUGGAAGUAAACUAGAGUUUCAAAAAUGCGCACGGUACAACAUAUCUGACUUCUCGGGGCUCUCUGUUGUUAUUAAUGAUAGCGCCACAUCCGGGUACGACUCCUUGAUCCGGGACCUAGGUGCUGAUGGUACCCCGGAUGUAAUCCCAUGUGAUGCUGGUUGGGAGUAUGACAGGAGCCAGUACACACGGACUUUCGUCCAAGAGAUGGAUUUGGUGUGUGCUGACGCGAAGUACAUCCAGUUUCCUCAGUCGUUCUACUAUGGAGGUUACUUGGUAGGAAGUGCGGUGUUUGGUAUCCUAGGAGACAGGUUUGGACGGCAUCGAAUGCUCAUCUUCACCAUAGUCUUACGUAUCAUUUCUGGGUAUGCCCUAGUGUUGAUUCAUAAUUACUGGCUAUUUGCCGUGGUGAGAUUCUUUCAAGGCGUCUUCCUAGUGGGAUCCUACAUCCUUACAUUUGUGCUAGGUACCGAGUUUGUGGGCAUCUCUAAGCGAAAUGUUUCCGGCAUCUUUAUCAAUAUUCCGUUCGCAGUGGGAUAUAUGCUACUAGCUGGAAUAGCCUACUGGAUUCGAGACUGGAGGAUGCUUCAAGUUGCUCUGGUCACACCUUUAUUCAUCCUUUUAAUUUUCUUGAUUAUCCUCCCAGAGUCACCCCGGUGGUUGAUAAGCCAAGGUGAAACAGAGAAGGCGAAGAAGAUCAUCAAACAUGCUGCAAAGGUUAAUAAGGUCCAGCUUCCCGAAGAUUUCCUUGACGAGCAUGAUGACGUCAACAAAAACUUGCAGGAUGAUACACACAAGGAUGAUACACAGAAGGAUGAUACACAGGAGAAAGAACGGCGGCCAAACGUCACUGAUAUAUUCCGUUAUAGGAAUAUGCGCAGGCGCAUACUCAUCCUCAUGUAUAUAUGGUCGGUUUGUGCAGUGGUCUACCAUGGGUUUAACCUCAGUACUUCGAGCCUAGGUAUCAAUGUAUACCUAUCGUUCUUUGUGUCUGCUGCCAUCGAGAUCCCCGCCUAUACCUUAGAUAUCUUCAUCGUUCAGCACCCUUGGUUGGGGAGGAGGAGAAGCAUGGUCUUGACGCUGUUACUUGGCGGAGUAGCAUGUCUACUCACCAUCUUCAUAGCUCCUGGUCCAUUUAGAGCUGGAGUCGCCUUCAUUGGGAAAUUUGGAAUCUCAGCUGCAUUUGGUCUCAUAUACCUCUACACAAUAGAACUAUUCCCGACGUCAUUGAGGACCGCCGGGUUGGGGAUCUGCUCUAUGACAGGACGCAUCGCUAACAUCCUAGCCCCCUUGAUACUCCUAACCACAGAAUACUGGAUCCACACUCCACUUGUUAUAUUUGGCAGCUGUACAAUCCUAGCCGGUAUCUUGUGUCUCUUCUUACCAGAGACCAGGGGCAAGAAACUACCAGAGACCAUUGAAGAUGGCGAGAACUUUGGAAAGUUACUAGCAAAAACUGUCCUACCCGAUGAACGGAUUUGACGAUAAUUCGGAUACAGAUGUCGGCGAAUGGCUCGAAGGGUGACAAACUUGGAGUUUAAUUCGCAUGGUCGCUUUGCAGUCUGACGGCCUUUUAGUUUACCCGACAAAAUUAAUAUACAGUUAGCCGACUGAGCUCUUAUAUAUUUUAUGUGAUAAUUGAAACCCCCUAUCGUUCAAUGACAUUUCAUUUAUGUGAACUGAGGUGGUAUGCGUCGCUAAAAAAAGGGGGUGGGGGUAUAGUGUUGAGCAGGAAGUGUGAAGAAUUGUACGAAGAGGUGUAAUAAGGGUGUGGUACCCCUGCCCCCACUCAGGCCAUUAAAAUGUUCUCUCAGGAAAAAUCUGGCGGUUGCUUUAGAGCUUUGCCGUAAAUCUCAAAACAAAUUCGCGCUUUUAAGCUUGUCGGAGAUGUUUUGUGACGUCAGUCGGCAUUACCCCCCCCCCCCCCCCCCCC
Molecule: messenger RNA, 2396 nt
Organism: Strongylocentrotus purpuratus (purple sea urchin)
Lineage: Eukaryota; Metazoa; Echinodermata; Echinoidea; Camarodonta; Strongylocentrotidae
Product: organic cation transporter protein
Exons: 12
Coding region: 218-1945 (575 amino acids)
Biological process (GO): transmembrane transport
Cellular component (GO): membrane
Molecular function (GO): transmembrane transporter activity
Source: RefSeq, a predicted model, not a curated record